Molecule: messenger RNA, 1116 nt
Organism: Fusarium subglutinans
Lineage: Eukaryota; Fungi; Ascomycota; Sordariomycetes; Hypocreales; Nectriaceae
Exons: 1
Coding region: 1-1116 (371 amino acids)
Source: RefSeq, a predicted model, not a curated record
AUGCGCUCCGUGACGAGGCCGCUGCUGCUCCUCGCCGCGGCAGCUCUCUGCUCUGCCAAGCCGCUCCCCAAAGAUGGUCUUCAUGAUCGCGGUUACUCAUAUCUCUUGCAACGAGCAUGCGACUCACCCUGUGGCUCCGAUAAUCAAUACUGUUGCAGCUCUGGCGAGACCUGCCAAACCUCAAAUGGAGUCGCAAGCUGUGUCGCUGCAAAGGGAGGCUGGAUCGGCGAUUAUACCACUACCUGGACGGAGACCAGAACUUAUACCAGCACAAUCAUGACCCGCUGGGAGCCUGCUCCGGAGCCCACAAAGGGCGUUGACUGUGUGCCCAAGGACGAUGAGCAAGAAGCAUGCGGUGAAAUCUGCUGCGCUGGCUGGCAGACUUGUGCGUACAUGGGCCAAUGCUCUGCGAAGCCUGGCUACGAGGAACCUACCGCUGUUGUGAUUACCACUGAUGGAAAGAUCACCACCCAAUACUCGGCUCCUUAUCGAGUCACUGGUACCACCACCAUCACCAACAGUGGUGCGCCCACCGAAUCCGUGACUGCAACUGAGACUGAAUCCGAGGCGUCUGCAACGGCCACCGAGACUAGCGAGGGGGCCGCAGCUGGCGAGACCGGAACCGGUGGUGGAGGCCUGAGUGCCGGUGCCAUUGCUGGUAUCGUCAUCGGCGUCAUCGCUGGUGUUGCGCUUCUCCUUCUUCUGUGCUUCUGUUGUAUUGCCCGUGGUCUCUGGGUUGCCCUCUUCGGUAAGAAGGACAAAGAGAAGAGCGAGCGUGUCGAUGUCUACGAGGAGCGAUACUCCCGCCACGGCAGCCGACCACCUCCUUCGGCCUCGGCCCACUCCCGUCGUCCUCGACACAAGGGCUGGUUCGGCAUGGGUCGCCGUGGUUCCCCGUCUUCGGCCGGCGAUCGUCGUGAGAAGAAGUCGGAUGGCAAGAAGUGGCUCGGUAUUGCUGGUCUCGCGGCAACGCUCCUUGCUCUCCUCAAUCUCAAGAAGGAUAAGCGACCUGCGAGCACCAAGCCCGCGCGCUCAUCUCGAGGAUCAUCACGAUCGCGGUAUAGCGACUCUUAUUACUCAUACAGUGACUACACCAGUCCCAGUAAGUCUCGCUGA